Molecule: messenger RNA, 1616 nt
Organism: Xenopus laevis (African clawed frog)
Lineage: Eukaryota; Metazoa; Chordata; Amphibia; Anura; Pipidae
Gene: nectin1l2.3.L
Product: nectin cell adhesion molecule 1 like 2 gene 3 L homeolog
Exons: 8
Coding region: 69-1238 (389 amino acids)
Biological process (GO): heterophilic cell-cell adhesion; homophilic cell-cell adhesion
Cellular component (GO): adherens junction; plasma membrane
Source: RefSeq, a predicted model, not a curated record
CCUUACCCCUUUUUCCAGAGCUGGGGAAGACAACACACAUGCUGCUGGGGUAGACCUGCUGCCGGACUAUGUUGUUGGUUUUGUCUCUGGAUAUAACUCUUAUCUUAUUGUUGGCUGUGCCCGGGACUCCGCAAGUCACAGUGAUCGUUGACGGAAAGGUUAAGGCCAAGUUGGGGUCGGACAUUAAGUUGUUCUGCAAAGUGAAAACCCUGGAAUUGAUAUCACAAGUCACUUGGCAGAGGAAGUUGUCGCCCAACAAUGAGAAUUUCCUAACUUACAGCAAAGGAGAGGAACCCCUGCACCUGACUCCGUUUGGGGAGAGAGUGAGAUUUCUGGGCAAUGGGGAUCUUGGAGGCUCCAUACUGAUACCCAAUGUAACCCUGACUGAUGAGGGCACCUACCUCUGUAUCUACACAACAUUUCCUAGUGGGACAAUGGAAGGCGAGAUUCAUUUAUCCAUCUGGGUGGAGCCGUCAGUGGAAGUGCAGCUAAACCCAGUUCUGUCGGGACCAAAUCCAGAUGUUAUUGCUGAAUGUGUAGCCUUUGCCUCCAAACCCGCGGCUAAUAUCAGCUGGAAUACAUAUGGUCUCCUCUAUACGUCAAAGGAAAUUCCAACACAACAUCCUAAUGGGACAGUGACAAUAAGGAGUCAGCUAUGGAUGGUGCCUUCUCCUGGACUUAAUGGGCGUCAGGCAACUUGUCUGGUUUCUCUGCCGGACCAAUUAUUUGAGAAGGUGAUACAUCGGAACAUUACAAAUAUUCAGUACGCACCUCAGGCUGUACAUAUCAGAAUACAGAGAGAAGAGAGAGACCCUCUGUUUGUUGAAUGUUGGGCAGACGGCAACCCUCUCAUCAUCUAUACAUGGAGGAGGGAGAAUGGAUCCAUUCCUAAUGAUGUGGCCCAGGUAAUGGGGAACACUCUGCAUUUUUCCAGAGGGAAUACAGAUUAUAAUGGCCUGUAUGUCUGUGAGGCCACAAACAGUAUUGGGAGAAACUCACACUCAGUCUAUUUAUAUAAAUACUCAGGUGCUGCUCCCCAAGGAAACACAGGCGCAUAUAUUGCAGUAAUCGUUAUCCUAUGUGUUAUAAUUAUUGGAAUGGCUGCGUACUGCUACUUUACGAAGUUGAAGAUGGAAAGAGAAAUUAAAAGGAAAAUAGAAGGAUUGAACCCACCUGCGUCUAGUGAAGGUGAAGAAGCAGUACCUAUAGCAGAUCUACGAUUAUCUUCAGAUAACUGACUGCCCUCCCAGCAACCAGGGAAAACAACAAGGACAUUAACAGACCAACUGCAACUGCUCAUAAAGGAUUCUUCUACAUCUUUCUCCCACCCCAAAGAGUCUGAAGUUGGAGAGAGAGAGAAGCAGGGCAGUGUUAUAGGAGUGAGGCAGAACUGUUUCUAGGCACAGGUUGGGUUAGGGUUAUAUCAAUCCUAUGCAAUUUUCCCAGCGCUUCCCUUAACUUUUAGUAAGUGGGCUCAUCUUCUUAAUUGGGUCACACCAUAAAGACCAAAAGGUUCAUCAAUACACGUUGUAUGCAGGAGGCCCCCAUGGGGCAGCCAUUAAAGGAUCAAAGAAAACACUGGCAUUCAAGAAAAGCAAAUGCAGGGUUAUACCCUU